AUGCGCAUAUACAUACUAAAUAUAGCCCCCAGCGGAGGACACGCAGUAGCUUUGCAGGGAUUGGAGAAGAGCACAGGCUCUAGCAUUAGCAUACAGGUGGAGGGAAUUGUAAACGAAGUAACAGCAGCUCCUCUUUCGGAAAAGCCUGAACUCAUGGAGAAGCUGGAGAAUGAGGUUCUGAAACGGUAUGGGAGCGAGCUUGUGCCUCUGGAUGGAGCAACUCUGUGCAGGUGGGAGGACAGGAGUAUCUGUGUUGACGGUAAAAAGCCCGAGCAGAGUGGAGCAACAGAGAAAAGACUGAUCUUCCAUCUUCCGUACGCUAAAGCACGAACUAUGGCAGAUUUAGAUGGAGCGAAGAGUAUCACCAAAGAGUUCAGCAGCCCAAUGGAGGCCUUCAUUCUCCUCAAAAAGAUAAAGGGCUCUACCCUGGUAGAUAUUGGUAAAAUUGAAAGUGGAGCAGCUCGAAUGGAAGCUAUAGAAACUCUUGCAUACGAAAUGCCGGACGUGCGAAUAGCUUACAUAUACUCUUCGCAGCGAAGCUUCUUUGAAACUAUCUCGGUCUGCGUCUAUAGCUCAAAUGAGCACAAGAGACUCUGUGAAAAUAGCGCAGAAAAUGAUAGCAGCUCAGCGCCUUUGAAGAAAAAGCAGAAAUUGCAAGAGCCAUCCUCAUCUGAUAGAUUUGUGCUUAUAUCAGAGUCUGAAGAUCUGUGUGCAUACUGGACCUUCACAACUCUGAAGAUAGGCAUGCCUUUAGAAGACCUAUUAGCUGCUAAUAUAUCGCAGUGUGAGAACUCUGAAGCACUUAUUUCCAGAUUGAGCAAUUUCAUCCAAGAGGCAAAAGCAGACAUGGUAGCAUGCUACAAUGUAGACACGAAUACCUUUGUGGAUAAGAUAGAAGGAUCUGCGAAGGUUUAUGAUGCUACAUCAAAAAGUAGCUCUGUCUCUAGCGGAGUUAGUCUUGUGUGCGAUCUGUCGAGAUACAUUGAAUCAGUUAGCAAGCUUACUGAGUAUACUUUAGAAGAAAUGUGCAAAACAUACUCCAUCGCAUACAGCACUCUGCCAAUAAAAGGGUCUGCACAAAUUACAGAAGAGUCCUGUACGCAUGCUAAGAACAGCUGUGCAUCUAGUGAUCCUGUGCUUAGUCUGAACAUGUCUCGUAUAUCGAGCAUUGAAAUGAAUGCAAUUUUUAAGAGAGGAAGCUUGUUGGCGCUAGCAGAAAAGCUUGCACGGAUUACAGGAGCAUCACUUAACUCAAUUUUCAAUGGAUAUAAGUCUGAUAGAGUGGAGUAUCUAUUGCUACACCGUAUGCGAGAUAAUAAAUAUCUCAUACCAAAGAGGGCAGUGCAUGCAAAGGUUGAUGACAAAGACACAUACGAAGGCGGACAUGUGUUCUUAGAAAAAACUGGACUGUACAGCGAAUCUUACAUUGCGCUAUUUGACUUCAACUCGCUGUAUCCCUCAAUAAUCCAAGAGUACAACGUGUGCUUUAGUACUUCUAACAGCCUUUCAAUGGAAAGAGGGGGAGAAGACGAGCCUUCCCUUCUUCCCGGAGCUCUUCGAGAUCUUGUGCAGCAGAGAUCAGAGAUAAAAAAGAAAAUACAAGAAAAAGAAGGCAAUGUGCAGACCCUGGAGAUAGAGCAAAAGGCAGUGAAGCUAGUUGCCAACUGCAUCUACGGGUGUUUGGGGUUCAAAGGCUUUAGAUUCUAUAACAAAAAGAUGGCUGCUUUUAUUACCGAGUGUGGAAGAAACAUUCUAAAAGACACAAAAACAGUUCUAGAGAGCCAAGGGUACAGAGUGAUAUACGGAGACACUGACUCCGUGAUGGUUGACAUUGGCAUAAAGCCCACAGAGCCUGCGCCUUCUGCCGAGUUUUUAUUGAGAAUAGCAAACAGCAUCAGCUGCAAGUACAGAUUUAUCAAGCUAGGUUUUGAGAAGAUAUUUCUAAAGCUGGUGAUGCUGGCGAAGAAAAAGUAUUUUGGCAUCUAUUUGUCAAAUGGAAAAGAGGAAAUAGAAGAGAAAGGCCUGGAAACAGGAAGACGCGACUGGGCAGAUGUUGCAAGAGAUACCACCAGCCGAGCCAUGAAAAUUCUGCUGUAUUCGAACAGCCCAGAAGAGGAGAUACUGUGCAUGCUGUCUAAGAUCAAAGAAAACAUGAAAUCUCUCGAUAAGGAAAGUUUUCUGAUAAGAAAAAAAAUACAAAAGAGCCCAGAAAGCUACAACCAGAUACAAGCCACGUCUCUACAGCAGGUGUCUCUUGCACUUCGUCUGCAGCAGGAGAAGAACAUGAUAUUCCAUGGAGGAGACAUUAUUUCCUUUGUAAUAGCAAUGCACAACGGCAUUUCUCGUCCUGAGCUUAUUUCUGAAAGCGGGGGAAUCAACUACGAAUACUAUAUUAAACUGCAGAUAUUCCCGCCUAUACAGAGAAUGGUUGAAUCUUUCCCCUCCAUCUCCAUUGAAAACAUACAAAAAGUCCUUGGAAUGCACAAAGCUAGGGCCAAGGAAGUGCCCCAUGCCCAUUUAAAAACAGUGCCGCUAGAAAUACAGGAAGCUCUGGAAAUUGUGACUCUGUGCUGCAAACAAAAACAAGAAAUAGGAUUGGUGUGUGUUGUGUGCGGUGAAACUUUAAGCACGCUCUUUGUAAAAAAUCUUAUCCGAUCUAUAGUGUACAAGGAGAGUGUGAAGCUGCACAGCCUUAAAAAAAGGUGCUCAGUGUGCGAGUCAAAGGAAGAGUAUAAUCCCGUCUGUCUCGUGUGCCAUCUUCCAACAGAGUGGGAGUCUCCAUCACUAGAGCAUUUCCACAACUUUAUGUACAGACUUCGAGAGAUAUUCUACAAAACAAAAGAAGAAAAAUACAUUGUGGAUCUUCUGGCAAUUUCCAACUACCUAUCUAUCGACAUCAGAGCGUUCCCUCUAAAUUCAUUCUCAGAAAAACUACACAUUCCUUCGCUUGUUGGAAGAAGAGAUUUACUGGAUGAGUUUUUCAAAUAA
This is a messenger RNA of Nematocida minor, 2988 nucleotides long. RefSeq names its product DNA polymerase alpha subunit A. The transcript has a single exon. Gene Ontology annotation, cellular component: alpha DNA polymerase:primase complex. Gene Ontology annotation, biological process: leading strand elongation; lagging strand elongation; mitotic DNA replication initiation. Lineage: Eukaryota; Fungi; Microsporidia. Gene Ontology annotation, molecular function: DNA-directed DNA polymerase activity; pyrimidine nucleotide binding; DNA replication origin binding. Bases 1 to 2988 code for a protein of 995 amino acids. The record is from RefSeq and is a predicted model, not a curated record.